This is a messenger RNA of Calidris pugnax (ruff), 966 nucleotides long. Its product is annotated as pre-mRNA-splicing factor ISY1 homolog. The coding region runs from base 1 to 573 and encodes 190 amino acids. Gene Ontology annotation, biological process: mRNA 3'-splice site recognition; generation of catalytic spliceosome for second transesterification step. Lineage: Eukaryota; Metazoa; Chordata; Aves; Charadriiformes; Scolopacidae. Gene Ontology annotation, cellular component: post-mRNA release spliceosomal complex; catalytic step 2 spliceosome; post-spliceosomal complex. The record is from RefSeq and is a predicted model, not a curated record. The transcript has 5 exons.
AUGGGCAGGGGCUCUGGUGGCAGACGGCUGAUAGUGUGGGGAGGGCAGCUGUGUGGGGCAGCGCUCCCAGAGCCACCUCCCAAUCCAUGUUUGUCUGGCAAGUUGCAGACAGGAGAGAUCAUUGGUGAAAUAUCCAAGAAAGUGGCACAGAUUCAAAAUGCCGGAUUAGGUGAAUUCAGAAUUCGGGACCUGAAUGAUGAAAUAAACAAACUUCUGAGGGAGAAGGGACACUGGGAAUUCAGAAUAAAGGAGCUGGGAGGUCCAGAUUAUGCUCGGAUUGGACCAAAAAUGUUAGAUCAUGAAGGGAAAGAAGUUCCUGGAAACAGAGGUUACAAAUAUUUUGGAGCUGCAAAGGAUUUACCAGGAGUUAGAGAACUUUUCGAAAAGGAGCCCCUCCCACCGCCCCGGAAGACUCGAGCUGAGCUGAUGAAGUCCAUUGAUGCAGAAUACUACGGGUACAGGGAUGAAGAUGAUGGUAUUCUGGAGCCACUGGAGCAAGAACAUGAAAAGAAAGGUGUGUGGGAUCCAGAACCUGCAGAAAUCAAUCCAAGAAGGAGUGCUGAUGGACUCUGAAGUUAUCUGUAACCAAAUCCCUGUUGUGUAAGGCAUUUCAGGGGACAGGAGUGUGCUUUAGAGUUCGCUUUCAUGUUAAUGAUUUAAUAUUGUCAGCAAGUGAUUUGCUAUUGAAACAAAAUCUCCUUUUUCUCACCCCACCUUUUUCAUGCUUAAGGAUGUAAAAGAGAAGGCUGCAGUAGAGAGAUCUAUGGGACUCAAGGGGUUAUCUCACUCCUUUGUGAAAACUGACUGUACCAUCUCUCUCCUGUCUUACCUAAUUAUUUAUCCAUAAACAUAGCUGUUUAGUUUUCUUGGAGAUCAGAGGGGACCUUCUGGAAAUCCUGAAGUCUAGGUGGCCUGUCUUAGUUUAUCCACGUAAUCUCUCUUGGAACUUCAACACAUUCGUGAAUA